AUGCCAUCCAUGCACGGCUUGUCAAUCAAAACCGUAAAUUAUCUGAUCAGAGCACUGCCUGUUGGAUUUCUUACCCUGUUCUCAGAUGCCUGCUGCACUGCAACGAGUGAGCAAGAGCCUUCAGAAAAACAGCUCCAAAGUACUUCCACUCCAGGCAAUGAAUCCGACAACACCUCGGCCAGUUCAAUUUCUAAGUCCAGAGUUUUCAAGGACCCAGAUAACCACUUUACUAAUUUUAUGAAUGAUCCUGAAAUCUCUGAAAUAAUCAAUGAGUAUUUUGAAAGAGUAAAUCUUGCCCAACACGAAGACUAUCUAAGGAAUAAAGGUGACAUUCAUGAAGUUGUGGCAAUGACACUGUAUUGUUAUUUCAGACAUACAAGAUGUAGAUUGUUAAAUGAAGAUGGUAGUCUAAAAGAGGAAGCACUUCAAGAAGCCGUGAACUAUCUAGAUGAGUAUGGACUCGUGAAGAUCUCGGUAUCAAUCUUUGAAUUUCAUCAUUUUCCAACCAAUGCGUGGGAAUUCCUCAUUGAACAUUAUGUAACUGAUGAAUUGAGUAUAUCAACAACGGUAAUUGGUAUUGCUGCACUAAACAGUCCAGAUCUCAAUAAUUUAGCAAAACUAUCUUUGAUUGAUGUUGGAUUGACAAUGAUGCCAUGCUUAUCUGAACUCACAGGUUUUGAAUAUCUCUUUUUGAAUGAUAACCUAAUUAAGCACGUCAGCUUUCAAAAGUAUUUGGAUGCUGAGGCAGAUAAAUACAGAACCAUGCCCAACUUGAAGUAUCUGGACUUGCGUGGAAAUCACAUGUCAAAGAUUGAUGCAACAAUCAAAAAGGUGUUUCCAAACCUACAUACUUUAAUACUCUCGAAAGAUAAAAAAGAAGUAGAGAUAGAUAUGAGUCUUCCACUUAGCGAUAUAAAAAAGAAACUGGAUGAAGUAGGCAUCAAACUUACUGGACUAGACCGGGAGAGUGAGAUGGAUUGGAUGUCUCAAACUAAUUAA
Molecule: messenger RNA, 999 nt
Organism: Vittaforma corneae ATCC 50505
Lineage: Eukaryota; Fungi; Microsporidia; Nosematidae
Exons: 1
Coding region: 1-999 (332 amino acids)
Source: RefSeq, a predicted model, not a curated record